AUGAUGGAGCCCAAACCCUCUUCUCUUUCUGGGUGCUAUGUGGGCUUUCUUCUCUUACAAGUGACGGCAUCAGCAUCAGAAAAGUGGACAGUGACCAUUCCCACGGGACACUUGGUGGCUACAGUAGGAGGAAAGACUGAGCUUAGCUGCCAGUUGUCCCCACCACAAAGUGCAGAACACAUGGAGGUGUCCUGGUUCAAGGGUGACCAUUCCAGGCUUGUUCACCUAUACAGAGAUGGCCAUGAAGUGAAAGGAAAAGCUGCCCAGGAAUAUGUGGAUCGCAUAGAGUUUGUGAAAGAGGCCAUUGGGGAGGGCAAAGUGACUCUCAGAAUUCAUAAUAUCAGCAUUUCUGAUAAUGGACUGUACCAGUGUUCAUUUAAGGAUGGUAACGUCAGUGAUGUGGCCAGCAUGAACCUGAGUGUAGCAGCAUUGGGCUUGGGAACACAGAUCCAUAUUCGGGUGUAUAUCACUAAAGGACUUACGGUGGAAUGUGACUCAGGAGGCUGGUUCCCACAGCCCGAGAUGGAGUGGAGAGACAGCAAGGGAGAGGUAGUUCCACAUUCAUCAAAAUCCUAUGCACGGGAUGGAUCCGGAUUAUUCCAUGUGAAAAUGACUCUUCUCCUCAGAAGCAAACCACAGGGCCAUAUGGCUUGCUACAUUCGCAACCCUCUGUCAGGCGAUGGGAAACAAAUAAAUAUCAAUGUAGNUAAGUCUCAUCUUAAAUGGACAUAUGAAAACAAGAAGAAUAUAUGAAAACAAUCGACAGAGAUGCAAUCAGCAAAGUGCAGACAUGGAAAACACUACACAAGAAAUGAUCCAAGUUCUUCAAUAACUUAG
Molecule: messenger RNA, 837 nt
Organism: Miniopterus natalensis
Lineage: Eukaryota; Metazoa; Chordata; Mammalia; Chiroptera; Miniopteridae
Source: RefSeq, a predicted model, not a curated record